Messenger RNA from Paramecium sonneborni, 399 nucleotides. The record is from the annotation of a GenBank genome assembly. Lineage: Eukaryota; Ciliophora; Oligohymenophorea; Peniculida; Parameciidae.
AUGCAAAUAGAAAACAAAGAAAGCCAAUAAAGUUAACUUAAUCAAAUAUCUAUAGCAAAGAAGACAGAGAUGGGUUAUAUAUCUCAUAUAAUUAAGAAGGAAGCAAUAAUAUUGUUAUAGUUAACUGUAAUAUUGUAAGAUUCUAUUGCAAAAAUAUUUGUCAAAUCAGAAAGAAGAUUAAUUGUUGAUAAUGUUUAAUUUAUAUCAGAUGAAAACCUUCAAUAUAGCGUUAAUAAUUCAGAUGAAACCACAACCUUUAACUCAUAAGAUAAAAUUAAAGCCAAAAAAUUCAAAACAAUGAAUCUGUAUUAGAGUAAGCAAAACCUAAGAUUAAUUGAGUAAGCUGAAAGAUCAAAACUAUUAUAACAGAGUCAUCCGAAGAUUGCCAAAAGAAUUUGA